CUCACAAAGAUUCCCGCCGUUCAUACGUCGCUGCCAAUCGUAAUGACCGUCAACAGUUUCUUCAUGCCACAAUAGUAGUCGCAGAUGGGAGAAAACAAAUAAUUCAUGAUUUAGUAAAAGCCUGGGUAGAAGCAGA
Messenger RNA from Diversispora eburnea, 136 nucleotides. The record is from the annotation of a GenBank genome assembly. Lineage: Eukaryota; Fungi; Glomeromycota; Glomeromycetes; Diversisporales; Diversisporaceae.